AUGGGGGAGGCUCGACCCUUGCCUAAUUUGGUGAGGCUCAGCGCCGGGCGGGCAAGCCUCACCGGCCAUGGGCGAGGCUCGACCCUUGUCACCCAGCACGAGGUCGCCCUCGUGGCUAUUGCUUCGACAGCGUUUGGCAACAGCGUCUUCAAUGUUUUGGAUCACGGCGCCAAAGGAGAUGGCAACUCCGAUGAUUCCCAGGCCUUCUUGAAAACGUGGGAAGCAGCAUGUACAGGUGACCAAGCAAGACAAACUCCAACAGUUGUGGCUCCUGCUGGGAAAUCAUUCUUAGUCCAUCCCCUCCAUUUUCAAGGCCCUUGCAAAUCCGCCGUCAUCAAUUUUAAGAUUUUGGGGAAUAUCACAGCGCCCGCCAAAAUAGAGGAGUGGAAAAAUUGUGAAUCUCAGAGCUGGAUUCUCUUUUCGAAGAUCAACGGUCUGAAGGUGACUGGGGAAGGGACUGGAUACCUCGACGGUCGUGGUCAGAUUUGGUGGAACAAAGUCAAGUCCGACAUCCUUCCACAUGAUGACAGCAACGGCGAUUGCGAAAGACCUAAGGGAGUAACCUUCUACCAAAUAGAGAACCUUGAACUCAGUGGGCUCACCCAUUUGGACAGCCCAAGGGUCCACAAGCUUGAGAACUGCACUGGUGCAAAGCUCACUUCCCUUCUAAUCCAGGCCCCUGAUGACAGCCCCAACACCGAUGGGAUCGCCAUUGGUUCCUCAAGCCACAUCCAAAUCCAUGACUCCACCAUCAGAACUGGUGAUGAUUGCAUUGCCAUCAAGGGUGGGACCUCGUUCCUCGACGUCAACCGCGUUAAAUGCGGGCCUGGCCAUGGAAUUAGUGUGGGAAGCCUAGGAUACGAAGGAGAAUACGAGACGGUGGAAGAAGUCAAUGUUCGAAAUUGCGAAUUCAAAUCAUCUGAUAAUGGCGCGAGGAUCAAGACAUGGCAGGGUGGAUCCGGCUAUGUUAGAGGUAUCCAUUUCGAAAAUAUUGUUAUUUCUGACGCUCGUAACCCAAUCAUAAUCGAUCAGAACUAUUGCGACGAUCAAAAGACCAAGUGCAAGAUGAGUUCGUCGUCGGUAGUGAAGGUGAGCAAUGUGACAUUUCGAAAUGUGCGAGGCACUUCAGGGAACCAGCCGUCGAUCAAACUGCAGUGUGCGGGAGGCGUAGGUUGCACGAACAUCGUGCUAGACCACGUCAAACUCAACCCUCAGGAACCUGGGGAGAAGAGCUACGCCGAUUGUGAGAACGUGGUCGAUGGCAAUUUCGACGACGUUGAUCCUCAAGUUUCUUGCCGAACUUCGGAGGGUUAA
Messenger RNA from Eucalyptus grandis, 1314 nucleotides. Its product is annotated as probable polygalacturonase At3g15720. Gene Ontology annotation, biological process: carbohydrate metabolic process. Gene Ontology annotation, molecular function: polygalacturonase activity. The record is from RefSeq and is a predicted model, not a curated record. Lineage: Eukaryota; Viridiplantae; Streptophyta; Magnoliopsida; Myrtales; Myrtaceae.